Pseudophryne corroboree (corroboree frog) is the source of this 5659-nucleotide messenger RNA. Its product is annotated as histamine H3 receptor-like. The record is from RefSeq and is a predicted model, not a curated record. Gene Ontology annotation, molecular function: G protein-coupled serotonin receptor activity; G protein-coupled acetylcholine receptor activity; histamine receptor activity. Gene Ontology annotation, cellular component: plasma membrane; synapse; dendrite. The transcript is spliced from 3 exons. Gene Ontology annotation, biological process: adenylate cyclase-inhibiting G protein-coupled acetylcholine receptor signaling pathway; chemical synaptic transmission; G protein-coupled receptor signaling pathway, coupled to cyclic nucleotide second messenger. Lineage: Eukaryota; Metazoa; Chordata; Amphibia; Anura; Myobatrachidae. The coding region runs from base 1302 to 2597 and encodes 431 amino acids.
CCUCACUCCGUGUUGUGGAUCUGCUGCUGUGUGAUGGGAUCCCCACCUGCUCUGCAGCCAGAGGGGCAGUAGGAGGUGAGAUAGUCUGUGCACAGAUGCAGCCAGAGGGGCAGUAGGAGGUGAUACAGUCUGUGCACAGAUGCAGCCAGAGGGGCAGUAGGAGGUGAGAUAGUCUGUACACAGAUGCAGCCAGAGGGGCAGUAGGAGGUGAGAUAGUCUGUACACAGAUGCAGCCAGAGGGGCAGUAAGAGGUGAGAUAGUCUGUACACAGAUGAAGCCACAGGGGCACUAAGAGGGGAGGCACCCUGAGCACAAAUGCAGCCAGAGGGGCAGUAGGAGGUGAGAUAGUCUGUGCACAGAUGUAGCCAGAGGAGCAGUAGGAGGUGAGAUAGUCUGUGCACAGAUGUAGCCAGAGGGGCGGUAAGAGGUGAUAUAGUUUGUGCACAGAUGCAGCCAGAGGGGCAGUAAGAGGUGAGGCACCCUAUGCACAGGUGCAGCUAGAGGGGCAGUAAGAGGUGAGGCACCCUAUGCUCAGGUGCAGCCACAGGGGCAGUAAGAGGUGAGAUACCCUGGGCACAGGGGCAGUAAGAGGUGAGAUACCCUGGGCACAGGGGAAGUAAAAGGUGAGGAACCCUGGGCACAGGGGCAGUAAGAGGUGAGGUACCCUGGACACAGGGGCAGUAAGAGGUGAGGAACCCUGGCACAGGGGCAGUAAGAGGUGAGAUACCCUGGGCACAGGGGCAGUAAGAGGUGAGGUACCCUGGGCACAGGGGCAGUAAGAGGUGAGGUACCCUGGGCACAGAGGCAGUAAAAGGGGAGGAACCCUGGCACAGGGGCAGUAAGAGGUGAGGUACCCUGGGCACAGGGGCAGUAAGAGGUGAGGUACCCUGGGCACAGGGGCAGUAAGAGGUGAGGAACCCUGGGCACAGGGGCAGUAAGAGGUGAGGUACCCUGGGCACAGGGGCAGUAAGAGGUGAGGUACCCUGGGCACAGGGGCAGUAAGAGGUGAGGUACCCUGGGCACAGGGGCAGUAAGAGGUGAGGUACACUGGCACAGGGGCAGUAAGAGGUGAGAUACCCUGGGCACAGGGGCAGUAAGAGGUGAGGAACCCUGGCACAGGGGCAGUAAGAGGUGAGAUACCCUGGGCACAGGGGCAGUAAGAGGUGAGGUACCCUGGGCACAGAGGCAGUAAGAGGUGAGGUACCCUGUGCCCACACCCCAGCACCCUGGGCAGCUCCUGUAUGAUGUGACUCUGGUCUUUGUUACUGCUGCCUCUCUCUGUGCCUCCUGGCUCGGCAGCGAUGUCAGGAGUGAACCUCUCCCAGCCCGGGGAGCAGUGUCUGGAGGGAGAGCAGUUUCAGCACUAUGGACACUUCUCUCCCAGCGUCUCCAUCCUGCUGGCUGUGCUGAUGACUCUCAUGGUUCUGGCAACGGUACUGGGCAACGCUCUGGUUAUCCUGGCAUUUAUAGUGGACAAAGGGCUCAGGACUCAAGGAAACUUCUUCUUCCUCAACCUGGCAAUUGCUGAUUUCCUAGUGGGUGGCUUCUGUAUCCCUCUGUAUAUCCCCUAUGUUCUGACUGGACAGUGGACCUUUGGGAAAGGCCUGUGUAAGUUGUGGCUGGUGAUGGAUUAUCUCCUGUGCACGGCCUCUGUCUUCAACAUUGUCCUCAUCAGCUACGACAGAUUCAUCUCUGUCACCAAAGCGGUAUCCUACAGAGCUCAAAAGGGGAUGACCAGAAAUGCCGUCUUAAAAAUGUUAACCGUGUGGGUGGCCGCCUUUCUCCUCUACGGACCGGCCAUCAUCAGUUGGGAAUACAUCGCCAGGACGACCAUACUGCCCGAUGGGGAAUGUUACGUGGAGUUUUACUACAACUGGUAUUUUCUUAUGAUAGCUUCCACAGUAGAGUUCUUCACCCCUUUCAUCAGCGUCACCUACUUCAACCUGAGCAUCUACAUCAACAUCAAGAAGAGGACCAUGAUGAGGAACGAAGAGCUGGCCCAAGGGCAGGAGCAUUGUGAGAUGAGCUUCCAGAGGAGGAGAAAAAAACAUUUGAUCUUUUUCGUUAAACCGGCUGAGAAGCCUUACACCGACGCUAAAAAACAAGCAACCUGCUUGACGCCUAUAGAGACCUGUCCCACGGGGCAUCGGUCACAGAGGAUCAAGGAUCACACCCUGGACUUCAACAUAAGCCAAGACCUUCCUCCUCUGCAAGUUGAGGUGCAAACCAGAAGACAUCAAGACUGCUUUUACAAGUCGGUAGAAAACGCUUGUAGUAAUGUCAGGACGGACAUGGCUAGUAGCAUUGCCAACCGGUUCAGGCUAUCGAGAGACAAAAGGGUGGCCAAGUCCCUGGCCAUUAUCGUAUGCGUGUUCGGCCUGUGCUGGGCACCUUACACCCUAUUAAUGAUCAUCAGAGCGGCUUGCCACGGACGCUGUGUCCAGCAUUAUCUCUACGAGAUUUCCUUCUGGCUCCUCUGGUUAAAUUCUGCCAUUAACCCUAUACUUUACCCUCUCUGCCAUAUGAGUUUCCGAAAAGCCUUUAUGAAGCUUCUUUGUCCAGGAAAAGUGAAAAUACAUCCCCAUAUUUAUAUGUAAAUCAGCCAGACGCUACAGUCCUGCCAAGCCCCCCCACCACCCGCCACCUUGACCAGACAGCAGCACACACCUUGGGAUAUAUAUAAUAGAAACGUCUUCACCCCAAUUCUGUUGACAUGGUCAGACAAUGCAGUGAUAGGGUGAGUUGGCAUUGAAGUAAUGACCAGAUAAUGGGAAAUCCCCAGGAAGCAUAUGUGUGAUACAGACUAUAGAAAUAAGACUUUGCAAAUCGGAGCUCAGAGAAAACAGAAGAUUUUUUCUUUUUAAAUGUCCCGAGUACACCUGGAGUAUAUUUUGUAUUUCGUACCCUACCUGAGAACUUUAUAAAUAGUAGUAUUUAAGGGAAGACAAUGGUCUUUUUGGCGUAACAGUAUAAAGACUUUUAGUUUUGCAGAAUGUACAGGAAAAAAAAUGUAUGAAUUCAGAGUGGAAUUGAAGAUAUAAAUCAACUUUUAAGUUUGCACCCACCUACCCCCCCCCCCCCCCCCUCCCCAUACUUUCAAUCACUGCUAAAGUGGGGGCUCGUCCACAGAACCAGGCAGCUGCACUGGAUCUAUAAGUGCAAAAAUUACCACCUCCUCCUUCCUCUUCCUUUAGGAUUAUUAAGCACUGACAUCAUAUUGAGUCCCAAAUGCCUUAAAUAUACAGGUAGGGUGAUAACAUAGAGGUAACAGCAAACGCAUUGUGUAACCAGCUACAGAUGGGUCCAUUGGACUUAAUCUCCUGCUGUAAUGACUUAAUCCCCUGCUGUAUUGUUCUCUGUAUUGUAUUGCAGCUGAGAACAAUAGAUGAAGGAUUUAUGUUAAUAAACCAUGUUGUGCCUAGGCGCAGCAAACUAGCCAAGAUAACCGUGGACCCACCUGUACUUCCACUUAUUUCUCCAAUUUGCCCAUAGCCGGGGCAAAAGCUAAAUAAAGAAAACACUUAGUAAAUGAGGGCUACAAAUUGAAAGCAGGUGCUUCCACAUUGUGGCUAUUAACUAUUUAGUAUCCUGUCCUGCUCAGGGCUAAACAGUAACAUGGAAAUAUAGAGUAUGAUUGCAGAAGAGUGUCCCCCUGUACUGAACUCUUCGAUGUUUCCUCUGGCUGAAUGUGAUAUUAGAAUGGAAGUGUGACGCCUUGUCCCCAUCACCUGGGACAAAUGUGGUUGUGAGUGAUUGUGGGAACGGUACACAUUACAAGCGCACCUACGCUGAAGACUGAUGCCACGCAACUGGGCGGUAAUGUGGCGUUCUCACGCAGGCAAAGUUCGCUGGCAACAACUAUUUGCUCCCAAACGCUGGAAAACAGACAAAUGUCAUUCAAAUUGGUUAAAUCUGUGUGAUUUAACAAAUUUAUUUGAACAAUAUUUUUGAUCCAUUUUAUAUACAUUACCAGAUUUUUGUUCCCACCAGACAGAUUGGACAGAUAAAUGUUUAGGUGUGUAUCCAGUUGCAGAGUGGGUGUACAAGUCUGUGGAUAUGCGCAUUUAUUUGCAUGCAUGCAGUAUUGGAGUAGAUGCAUCAGAUAUCUGGUGGUGCACCGAUGAUCUUGCUGCUAGAGGUUUACUUGUUACCGUUGGUGCACAUUGGUCCAUUUUUGCUUUCACUGACCAACUGGAACAAGGACACUCCUAGUAAAUUCAGUUAUAUGCUGUAAUGUUUGGAUCAGAUUAUGGUUAUAUCAGGGCAUAUAUUUUAAUUAUCAGGACUUGGUGCCUAUCGCGGCAGUAAGAAACUAAAGAUUGCCAGCAUUCACCAAUUUUCACAUGCAGGGUCAAGGGCUGCGAUGAGUUAGCAGUAAAGUAAUGAGUAAAGUAAAGUAAUGUGAUCACAGGGCCUCCUGUUUCAGGGGCUGGUUGUGCUACUGCGCACAUCCAGUUAUCACACCACGCAUGUCCAAGCGAUCGUUGCCAGAGGGGUCCUACGGAUGCCCCUCCCAAAUGUUUUCUGGAAUGUCGCCCAAAGACUACAGUGGCUAGUUCCCGUAAUGCUUCGCAAUCUGGAGCUUGGUACAUAUGGCAUUUUAGCAGCCCCCCAUAAGAACCUUGCAAACAUAAACGUCGGACCACAGAAGAUAUCUCCAAUAUUUGCUGGAGUCCUCCGUAUGUACUUUCAGGAGAACCUUAGUAUUUGCGGGUGAUUCCAGAGGAUAUCCUGCAAAUAUGGUUUGCUAAAUAUGCCUCAUACAUAACUCGCCCUACAGACAUACUCAGUACAAUAUCGACCUGGUUUGGCCCGCUUGAUAUGUCCUUGUAUGGUCAUCUUUAGACAUAAAAUACAAGGCACAUUUUGAAUAUAAAGACAAUUAUAGCCAUCCAGAAGAUCAUAUGUUGUUCCUGAGUCUUUCUUUGUUCCCCCUUUUGUUGGUUUGAUGGCGGAAAAUGAGUAUAGUGCAUUCACACAGUCUAUAUCCGAUUAGUUUCUGGUUGGAUAAUGAUGUCUUCUACCUGUCUUUACUGGCCAAUUAUAGGUUGCGGUAAUGUGACCGCUGUUUGAACGCUUCACGUUAAGGCUUAAUCGCAUAAAUUAUCUGAUAAUUAUCCACAAAUUAGGCAGAUUUUCUUGUGCAAUCUUUCAUCCUAUUGUUACAGUUACAACAUUCUUAAUUUUCUAAUUACAAUAAAACAUGGGGGGCGAUAAUAUGGACUUCAGUGCCACUAUUCAACUUCCGCUGUAUGUCUGCAGAUAUCCACUAAGAUUGCAAGCUCUGAGGGAUAGUGAUACAUGGUUGAUAGCAAAAUAAGUGCAAUAAAUCCAGGAAAUAGCAGGCUUAUACAUUGUUUUGGCAAUUCAUUAGUAUCAGCGUAUAUUUGCACUCGCCCUAUAGCAGGUGUAUAUGCGCAUAAUUGCUAUUUUGCAAUCGCACAUUGGAACCUGUUUAUACUCUGGGGACGGGCGAAUAAUACUUAUAAUACACUACCUGACCUCUAAUGGAGCACUGCGCACCAGCCACUAACCUCCCAGCGUACGUCGUAUACAUUUUAUAUUUGUAUCGCAUAGAAUUUAUCGCACAUAGUAUCAUGUAAAUAAGAAAAUCAUAUUUUUCAUAGUUUAUUGCAUUCAAUAAAAAACUGUAUAAUAA